Molecule: messenger RNA, 2892 nt
Organism: Metschnikowia bicuspidata var. bicuspidata NRRL YB-4993
Lineage: Eukaryota; Fungi; Ascomycota; Pichiomycetes; Serinales; Metschnikowiaceae
Gene: CDC15
Product: serine/threonine protein kinase
Exons: 1
Coding region: 1-2892 (963 amino acids)
Biological process (GO): protein phosphorylation
Molecular function (GO): protein kinase activity; ATP binding
Source: RefSeq, a predicted model, not a curated record
AUGUCGCUCACGCCGGCACAGCGCGUGGAAAAGCGCCCGGGCCUACGGACCAAGAACGCGCUCGAUGACUUUGAGUUCUACGAGAAAAUCGGCCGUGGCGCCUACGCCGACGUGUACCGCGGGCUCAACACGAAAACAAAGAAGGUCGUGGCCAUCAAGCAGAUCACAUUGGACAAGGACUACAAUCCCAACGCGCUCAUGGGCGAGAUCGACCUCCUCAAAAUACUCAAGCACCCCAACAUUGUGAAGUACCAUGGCUUCGUCAAGACGCUGGACUCGCUCAACGUGUUUCUAGAGUUCUGCGCGGGCGGCUCGUUGCGCCAGAUCUACAAGAAACAGGGCCACGGCUUCCUGGAAUCCCAAAUCAUCUCCUACGUGAAUCCGAUCUUGAAGGGCUUGCAGUAUCUCCACGAGCAGGGUGUGGUUCACCGAGACGUCAAGGCAGCAAAUGUCCUUCUCACAGGAUCGGGAGAGGUCAAAUUGGCCGACUUUGGCGUGGCCACAAAAGUGUCCACACUGCACAACACCGUUGUGGGCACGCCCAACUGGAUGGCUCCUGAAACCGUCUUGGGUGGAGACGGAAUUUGCACCGCGUCUGAUAUCUGGUCUCUUGGAGCAACCAUCAUCGAGUUGUUCACCAUGAAUCCGCCAUACCACGAACUAAACCCCAUGGCCACGCUACAUGCAAUAGGUACUGACGAGCAUCCAGUGUUGCCCACUGGUCUUUCGCCCUUAGCCAAAGACUUUCUCCUCGAGUGUUUCCAAAAACAGUCCAAUCUACGCAUCAACGCCAAAUUGCUUCUCAAGCACCGCUGGGUGAAUCCGGAUCAGCACAACACGUUCAAGUCCUCCCCAAGCCCCGCAAACAUGAACACUUUGCUGCGGCAAACUUUUCUAUCUACUUCCCACCAGGGACCUGAGCCGGUUGCCGGCCUGCAUGGGCCACUCCACAAUUUCACCAUCACUCCUCCGGGCCUCAAAUCGGAUGAGUUCACGCCCGCCACACAGGUGCUGAAUCUUGUGAAGGAAACAUCCGAUGUGCCUGGGCAGGCGUACUCGCGUGCAGAAUUGCUUGCAAAGUUUACUGAGAAAGAAGAAGGCGCAGAUGAGAACUUGUUUCUGGCGACAGGCGACUUUGCCGACACCUUGGUGUUCAAAGAAGUGCUUCAGAAACAGCCCUCUUUGAAUCUGAGCGAUGAAGUCGAGGAAAACGAUCCCUUUUUUGCAUUGGAUAUCAAUAAUUUCGACACUAGCGAGCUUGAAAUCCAGGGAAAGAUGGAGUUUCUUCUAUCCAAGUUGGUAUCUCGCGUCUCCAGCUGUCAUGUGGCUACUGAUGAUGCGAUCAAUGUUCUUGAAAAAAUUACAGGUAGAAUGUACUACUUGGUGAGAAAAUAUCCAACUUCGCAUGAUGUUCUAAUUCGUGAUCACGGUAUCUUGACAUUAAUGGAAUUGCUAGAAAACGCCCUGGAUCUUGCCGAUCGUCACAAACUAUGGAAUUAUGUGCUUGGCAUCCUCAAUAACUUGUUCCAGGUGAACAUCGCUCAAAUUGAAAAUUUCUCGCUCUUGGGUGGCAUUCCUAUGAUCACGCGCUUUUCAAAAUUGUCUUUUGGCUUACAGAUUCGCUCGCAAGUUGUCAAGUUUGUGAAAACUCUUCGCAAGUCCGAAAAGGCGUUGCUCAUGUUUGUUUCUUCUGGGGGUUUGCGUAUUCUAUCGCGGUUCUUAGAAGAAGACUUUGAGACAAGUCCAGACUUCUCGCUCGUGGCGGUUCAUUGCAUCCAUGAAAUUCUAGCCAAAGACCUCACCAGAUUUAAAUCGGAUAUGUGUCGCAUACUUUCCAAGUACGGUAUCGUGUUUUGGUUUGUCGUCUUACUAAACCGUCUCACAAAGUGUUACAACCAAAAGAAAAGCCUCAUGUCCACUGAACAUCUUGAAGCCACAAUUGACAAAAUCCUCGAGGUCAUCAAAUAUUUUGGACAAUCCGAAGCAAGAGUCAGGAUCAAUGUUUCCAGCCCGGACUUGUUCAAGCUUUUGAUCAAAGUGUAUCCUUCGCUUUCGUUCCAUCGUCAAAUGGAACUACUUAAAUUUUUCAGAUCCAUCAGCUGUAUCUCUGAGCUUUUGCGGCCAUUGAAUUCGGCGGAUAUCUUGGAGUUCUAUGUCACGCUUCUCAGGCAGUACACUCCAACGCAUCCGCAAUAUAAAGAAGUGAUGAACAUAUUGUGUCCAUCUCUUUACAACUGCUGUAACUUGAAUCAUAGCAGCGAAAGAGAAUUAGCAAAGUUGGGAGCAAUACCACUUCUCAGAGACUUAUCAAGAAUCAAUCUACCAUUUCGGCAAUUUGUUCUCCCAAUUCUAUGUGAACUCGUUUACUGUGAUUCGUCAGUACGCGCGCUUCUCUUGAAACACGAUAUUCCCACCAUUUACUUCAAUUUGCUCGUGGAUCCAUAUUGGCAUUAUAAUGUAAUGGACUCUAUUUUACACUGGAGCUCGCAGAACGAGGGAUUCAACUGGCUUGAAUCUGCUACUGCGAAAAACUGCUUGGUGAGCGGCUUUAUGAUGAACAAAGUCUCCAAUCUUGAAGCAGUGCUAGAAAACUACCUAAAGCUCAUGACGAAAAAUGAUCAGGUCGUUCGAUUGUUGGCAAGAGACUCGAUCAUCGAAAAUAUCUUGGGGAAGUUGAACAUAUACAGCAAGGCCCCCGCAGCAAAAUUCUCGUUGCUUAGAAUUUUACACCAAAUCCUUUUCUUUGCAUCAGAUCAUGCUAUGGUGAAGAAAUUUAAAGUAUUGGGCUCCGUUCAAAAGACCAUGUCGUCGAUCAUCGCAUUUGACACCUCAGUCUUGGCGAAAGACCUUGCAAGCCGUAUCGUCCUGGAGAUUGGCACGGACUGCAGGUAA